Engraulis encrasicolus (European anchovy) is the source of this 1136-nucleotide messenger RNA. Its product is annotated as ephrin A4. Lineage: Eukaryota; Metazoa; Chordata; Actinopteri; Clupeiformes; Engraulidae. The coding region runs from base 588 to 1136 and encodes 182 amino acids. The transcript is spliced from 3 exons. The record is from RefSeq and is a predicted model, not a curated record. Gene Ontology annotation, molecular function: ephrin receptor binding. Gene Ontology annotation, biological process: axon guidance; ephrin receptor signaling pathway. Gene Ontology annotation, cellular component: plasma membrane.
UCGAGGUGGUAAUACUAAUCAUAACCUCUACCGUGAUUCAUUAAAUAUUUUCUAGUUUGGUUACCAGACUUUCGUCAUAGUGGGAGAGAGAAUUUUGUGGCAUACUUGACUUUUCAACUCUCAAUACGCUCAUUGAAAGCAUGUUCCAUUGCGUUCAGCGCACGAGUCUUUAAAACUGUAUGGGAAUACUUUAUAACGCGGAAACGUUCUUUUUUUCUUAUUCUUAUUUUUGGAAGCCGUCCAACGCACCUGCGAGAGAGGCAAAACAACCCAAGGAGGAACUUUCUGUUUCAGCUGUGGCAACAGGCUUUCGUCCGGUCCCUGCCGUGAUUUAAAGUUUAAACGUUACCUCUCAACGUGCGAGGCGCACAUUGCCAACCAAGCACAUAUGGACUCCACACAGGAUGGGAUGUUCUCCUGUGGUUCAUUUUAAAGUGACGGACAAACUUUGGCGUUUACUUGGCGCUUUUGAAAAGCACCCACAAACUUCUGCUUGACUUGUGCCUUCAUAAACGCAACUUUGUCCUUACGCACACGCCACUGACACGGGCCCAGCGAGAAAGCGCUCCAGCCGGCUGACUGUCGUCAUGGGCUGGCGUCCGUAUCCCGGAGCUUUCACAGUCUGGAGAUUGACUGUUCUGGUGAUUGAGCUUGCUUGCACGGCCUUAGGAAAGAGACAUGCUGUCUACUGGAAUUCCACAAACACAAAGUUGGUGAAUGGCGACUACGCUAUCCAGGUGAACCUCAACGACUACCUGGACAUCCUGUGUCCUCACUACAUAUCGGAGCUGCCCGAGGCCACGCCCCCGGAAACGCUGGCGCUCUACCUGGUGCCGGAGGCAGGGUUCCGGGGUUGCCAGGAGACGCGCGGCGCCAUCAAGCGCUGGGAGUGCUCGCGGCCAUACGCCCCCUACGGGCCCGUGCGCUUCUCCGAGAAGAUCCAGCGCUUCACGCCCUUCUCCCUGGGCUUCGAGUUCCUGCCCGGACAUCACUACUACUACAGCUCUCUCUCUACAGAUGAGGGUCCUCCCAUCCCCUGUAUGAAGAUCCGUGUCACAGUGUGCUGUGCAUCCGGUGAGUGCCCUCAUCCUUUCACACACUCUCUCUACUUCAUCCCUCCUUUUUUAUUCUUUUGA